CAAGCCAACUGCAAGCAUGGCUCGUGUUUCGUUCGCUCUGUGUGUGUUGGCCCUCGUGGUCGCAACGGCAGCCGCUACCCGCCACUGGAACCAUGCGGGUCAGGCUUACAAGGGUGACCUCAUCGGCAACGAUGUGACGGGUCUCUGCGGUGAAGCCAACUCCACCUCGGGCUAUUUCAACAUUGAGGGUGGCAAGAACAAGAACUAUUUCUUUUGGUACUUCCAGUCGCGCAACGAUCCCUCCACUGAUCCCGUUAUCCUUUGGAUGACUGGUGGCCCCGGCUGCAGCAGUGAGCUUGCCAUGCUUUUUGAGAACGGCCCUUGCUCCGCCAACGCCGAUGGCAAGACGACCACCAACAACCCUUAUUCUUGGAACACCAAGGCUAACCUUGUCUACAUCGAUCAGCCCGUCGGCGUCGGCUUCAGCUAUGGUGAUGCCUCGGACGCGGAUCACAACGAAUCCAUGGUGGCCGAAGACAUGUACCACUUCCUCCACGAGUUCUACGAGGCCUUCGACCUGGGUGACCGCCCCCUGUACAUCUUUGGCGAGUCUUAUGGUGGCCACUAUGCCCCGGCCACCGCCUACCGUGUCGGCAAGUCCCUCAACCUUCAGGGCCUUGCCGUUGGCAAUGGUCUCACUGAUCCCCUGGUCCAGUACGAGUACUACCCCGACAUGGGCUACACCUUUGCUCAGCAGAAACUGGGCAAGCCUGUCCUUACCAAGGUUCAGUACGACAUCAUGAAGGCUGGUUGGCCCACGUGCCAGAAGAUGAUUCAGGAGUGCCAGAACAAGGUGUCCUCCUGCGCUAGCGCUCAAGCUUUCUGCAACGAGCUCAUGAUUGCUCCCUAUGAAGCCCACGGCAUGAACCCCUAUGACAUUCGCAAGCCCUGCGGCUCCAACCCCCUCUGCUACGAUAUGUCCAACGUGACCAAGUUCCUCGCCAACCCUGACGUUCUGUCUGCCAUCGGUGUCAAGGACAUCACUUGGCAAUCGUGCAACUACACUGUCAACGCUGCCUUCUCCGAUGACUGGAUGCGCGAUUUCCAGACUAAGGUGUCGGGUCUCCUCGCCAACAACACUCGCGUCCUGAUCUAUGCCGGUGAUGUUGACUUUAUCUGCAACUGGAUCGGCAACAAGCACUGGACUCUGGCGCUGGACUGGGCUGGCAAUGCCGCCUACAACAACGCCACGGACGCUGGCUGGAACGUGAACAGCCAGGAGGCUGGUUUGCUCCGCACUGCUCAGGGCUUUUCUUUCCUGCAGAUUUACAACGCUGGCCAUAUGGUUCCCCACGACCAGCCUGCCGUGGCUCUCGAGAUGGUGAACCAAUUCCUCAGCAACUCACUCUAAACGAGCGACCAUCCAUUUCACCUCGCAAGCUGUGACAUCGCAAAUUGCUUCAGAUCUGCGGCGGCACAUGUCAAGAAUCUACGGGCCCUGAUGAGAAGAUUUCUGCAUUGUCUACACUUGUCAGUCAACUCGAAAAUUGAUUCAAGCGAAUUGAUUGAUUCUUCUCGU
Monosiga brevicollis MX1 is the source of this 1519-nucleotide messenger RNA. RefSeq lists its product as uncharacterized. Gene Ontology annotation, biological process: proteolysis. The record is from RefSeq and is a predicted model, not a curated record. The transcript has 10 exons. Bases 17 to 1351 code for a protein of 444 amino acids. Lineage: Eukaryota; Choanoflagellata; Craspedida; Salpingoecidae. Gene Ontology annotation, molecular function: serine-type carboxypeptidase activity.